Symbiodinium sp. CCMP2592 is the source of this 2010-nucleotide messenger RNA. Lineage: Eukaryota; Dinophyceae; Suessiales; Symbiodiniaceae. The record is from the annotation of a GenBank genome assembly.
AUGUCAAAGCUUCAGCUCUCUUGUCAACAGUUGCGCCGUGAAGUGGAUCAGGCUAAGACGAGCCUGGUCGCCGAGACGGCUGGAAAGGCCUCCGCCGUUGCGCAACUGGCGCAAGAGAGGGAGUCCGUGGCCAGCUUGCGAAAGUCCCUGGCGGAGCAGCAGAAGCUCGUGGCCCAGAUCGGCGAGCAAAGCGCUGGGCUGGCUGCGAAAGUCCAGGAUCUGGAGAAGCAACUCAAGCAUGCAGAGGGGUCGAAGCUUGCAGAGCGUGACACCGAGGUCACGCGCCUCAAGUCCCAGUCGGCUGGCCAGGUGCGGGAAAGCGAGGAGCUUCGGAAACAGUUGAAGCAGGCGGUGGAUGAGCAGCAGCAGGCUCACGAAAAGGCGAAGGUGUGGCAGCAGCAUGUGCAGGAUGCGCAGGACAAGCUGGCAGACCUCACGUUGGAGCUCGAGACGCUGCGCCGCUCCCGGGACGACGAGCGUCAGGCAGCUGCCCUGCAGCCCGAGGCCACGGAUAACCUGGAGGCGACUCGCUCGAUCGACUGGUCAACUGUCGAGGAGCGGCAGAUGCGCGCCAGACCAGGUGUGAGCCGGUCCGUGGUCGUGCGCCGCUCCCUGGGACCCCUGGAGCUCAGAAGUGCGCCUUUGAACACAGUGGUCGGGGUCGGCUCGCCCGGUGUACCACCACCUGCGUUCAAGUCUAUGGCCGUGCCCAUGCCGGCACAGGCAGCACAGGUCGCCAUGCCGUCCAUCGCCGUGGCAUUUGAGUCGGGGCUGGACUGUGCCAGCACGAACAUGGGCCAGUUGAUUUUCGUGGUCGGCUGCCACCCCGGAAUGGGAUCCUGGGCCCCGACCGGUUCUGAACAUCGGAAUCGCCAGCUGAGCACCAGCGAACUGACGUACCCGAGGUGGAUCAUGGCCAACGCCAUGUGGCUGGAGCUCGAAGAGGGGGCCGAGGAGCUGGAGAUUUGGUACAAGUACGUACGCAUGGCGCCGAAGCGCAACCCGGAAUGGGAGGCGGGUCCGGAUCGCCGUAUUGUCUUACGUGCUGUGCCCCGCGGCAAUGAUGUGUGGAUCGUGAGGGACCAUCAGUGGGGAGCCACGAGGGAUGCUGCGACUGUCUUUGCCUGCUCCCACGACGAGCUCAUCUCCUCUCGAUGCAAGGUGGAUCAAAACUGGCGCCCAGCUGCCACUAAGGCAGCGAAGGCCGCACCUGUGAUUCCCAAGCUUCCCAUGGCCAAGGUGAACCUUUCUGACUCGUCCAAAGUCUAUUUGCCGGGAGGAGACACGUCGGAAGACAACACCAGCAGCGAGGAGGAGAGCAUCGCCGACAUAGAGAAGAGCGAUGCGGAUGCAAGGUCACGGCAAAGGAUUGCAAGCGCCAUUCUGAAGCAGCUGGAGGUGGCUGCCGAUGCCAACCGACCCGGCUGCCUAGACACGGAGGCGCAGCUGGCGGCUCUCCGCCGUGAGAACGCUGCGCUGCGCGCGGUGCUCCGCUGCCUGGCAGCGGGCGAGGCGAAGGUGUCUACCUGUGAUCGCCGGAAGCAGCGUCAGGUCAUCAUGCGCACAGCUUCCUUGGUUCCAGAGGAGGUCUGGGCCUUUGCCUUUGAUUCACCGGAGGCUUCACCUGGACCUCGCAACCGGAGGAUGUCGUAUGGCGCGGAGGUGCUGAAGCAUCGGCAGGACGAGCUGUGUGCUUCUGCGCAGACCACGCUGGAGGGCCUCUUCUGGGAUUGGCCGCUCUCCCGCUCUGAGCGGAAGCAGCGCCUUCUGCUAGCGGAGAGCCGACUCCAGGCGCUCGAGGGGCAGGAGCUGCUCCAGGAAAUCGUGCAGGAGAAUGCCGCUGAGCGGCAGGAGCUUUCUGAGGUCACGCAGGUGCUCAAAGAACAGAUCGCGAAGCUUCGGGGUAAAGGUCAAGCGACCUGGGGCUCUGUGUCCCGGAGCUUGGAGGCCAAGCGGACGCACUGCGGACGCAAGAUCGAGGGCUGUCGGAGAGACAUUUGGCAGGGUUGA